ACAAGAUUCAGAAAGUGUUAAUUCUCUGUUAUCACUUUGAAAAAUAAAUGUUCCAUUAUCUGCAACCGCUCCUGCAUUUUGUCUUUAUGAAAUUAUGUUUUUGAAAAACCAACUUCUACUUUCACUUUCGACUUUUCCAUGAAAAAUAAUGACUUUGUUCUGGGACUAUUAUUUUCGUUCGAAAAACUAAUAUGAUAUUUCUUAUUAUACAUAUUAAAAGCAUAACAUAACACUGCUUAAUGAAUCGUUUUCCCCCAUUACCUAUUUGUUAAUUAUAAACGGGGUUUUUUUCAGCUUUAAAAUUAUACCCCAGUCAACAUUAUUAUUUUAUCCGGAAAUGUUACCGGGAUAUUUUUACAUUUAUGUAAAAAGGCGGGAAAUGUAUUUUAAGCAAGAACAAUCAGCUGUUUAUUGCAAUAUCCAUUCCAAAAUAAUCAUGAGCAAAAAUGCUGUUAGAAGUGUAGCUCAAAAUCUAGGUGUAAAUUCCCAAUCGAUCAUAAGAAAAGCAGAAGAAUUGUUACAACUGGUUGAUAUAAGAGUUGGAAGCCAAAGUUUAACUGUUCUCAAUCUUACGGGAUCAUGUUGUGUAGUUAUGUGUAUAGACUUGGCUGCUACUGGUUCAGGACAACCAGUAAAUAAAGGUGAAGCCUUGAGACUAUCUGGAGUGAAUAAAAAGAUUUAUAGAAAUGGUCUUAAAACUCUUGAAAGUAUGUUAGGCUUAGAAGAACAGACCACAAUCAGAGAUCUGGCAAUAAAAUUUGGUUGUACUGGAGCUGCAGAUUUGGCAUGUCAAGUUUUACAAUCAUAUGAACAGUCUUUCAGUGGAGCCGAUAUGGAUUUCUCUGGAUCACUCUUUAUGGCUUCAUCUCUUUGUGCAGCAUGCAGAGUAUUAAAAAUUAAAGUUGACAGAACAAAACUGAUAGAGGUUUGCAGUAUAAAGAGGACAACAUUUGACAAAUUGACAACAGAUUUGGAAAAGAUAGCUACAAAGUUGAUUGGGAACAAGAAAGUGGUGCAAGAAAAGAAGAAAAACACCAUUGUUGAUGAUAUUGAAAGGCUCAGUCAAGAUGAAGUGUCUACCCCUAAGAAACAGAAAGAAGAGGAAGAGCAGCAUAUAAAAACUGACUAUGAACAAUGGAAGAAACAAAUUCUAGAAAAUGCAAGGAAAGCUAUUAAAGAUGGAAAAUGAAAAAAAAACCAGUGUUAUCCAUUUCUCUAUGAUAUAAACAAGUAUAUGAUUUCAGGAUUUUUGCACAAUGAGAAGUGUAUUUUUAAGUAACCUGAUGAUAAGGGUCAAUGUGAGUUGUUGCCUUCACUUUCACUCUGUUAGACCAUGCUUAAGCAUGUAAGUUCAACUCUCCAUAGGAUUGGCCACAGGGUAUGUUUCUAGUUAGGAAAAUUAAAAAAACAUAACAUUUGAUUUUGACAUCAAGUUUUGAGUUUUCCAUAGACAACUUUCAAAUAAAUGCAUUUUCCUGUUUAUUUUCUAUGUCACAAUGCUUAUGUUAUUAUGUCACAGUAAGAAUUGAUUGUUCAAUUACGUAAUUUAGGCCAAAUGACCUGAGAUCAACCAUUGUAACUCCUUCAUAAAAAAACCAACUUGAGAUUUAGUAGUCUAUUAUUGUCAAUUUCUAGAUAUCAAAUAAGUCCUAUUUGUGGUAUCCUUAAUUUUAAAUUCAAUGGGAUAUAUGAAAUAUAUUAGUCUCACACUGAAGGAAACAGAAUUGUUGACUUAUAGGACAUCCUCAUUACAUAGUAAACUAUAUAAAUGAAAGGAUUUUUAGAUCUUUUUGAAGGAAUUUUAAAUUGUGGGUCAUGUCAGUACAAGCACAGUAUAAUAACAUGGAUGCGUAAUUCCUACCUAUUGGACUAUUGACAAGUUGUUGAAACAUCACUCCACCAAACUAAAUAUGCCCUUCAAGUCCAAAUAGACACCAAUAUUUUACUUUUCGGUUCAAUAGUACUCUCAGUAGAGCAGAAUAGCUUGUUAUUUAGUUUGGUGUAGAAAUACAGGUUUAAAAGCAAAUAUUUUAAUCAUUAAUGUUAAUGCUCCAUCAUUCAAAAAGAACCCAAGCAUUUCACACUGUAUACAUUACAAAAUGAUUUCAUGUUUAUUCUUUAUUUUGCUUUACACUUUUCACCUUUUUCAUAUGAAUUUAUAUAUUUAUUGCACAGCAUGUUAAAAUCAUCAUUUUGACCUGGUAAAUGCAUUCUUUGUUUACUAGGAGACUGGUUAUACUUUAGAUAUUUAUUUCAUAUGUAUUAUAUUGUUAUGUGAUGA
Messenger RNA from Mytilus californianus (California mussel), 2281 nucleotides. RefSeq names its product origin recognition complex subunit 6-like. Lineage: Eukaryota; Metazoa; Mollusca; Bivalvia; Mytilida; Mytilidae. The transcript is spliced from 7 exons. The record is from RefSeq and is a predicted model, not a curated record. Gene Ontology annotation, biological process: DNA replication initiation; DNA replication. Gene Ontology annotation, molecular function: DNA binding. Gene Ontology annotation, cellular component: nuclear origin of replication recognition complex. The coding region runs from base 338 to 1189 and encodes 283 amino acids.